CACAAAUUUGGUUAGGCUUUCCUUGUGCUGAUGCCUGCCUGGUUCUAGGGAAUCAAGUGAUGUGGGGUGAGUGUACCUGCUGAGAACCAAAGAAGAUAAGGAACAGUGGUUGUCCCCCACCCCCGGGCAAGGAGGGGACUGGGCCGCUCUUCCAGUUUGGAAAUAAGGCAUUCACACCCCUAGUGGUUGGCUGCUGAGUCCAGUGGGGUGUGUUUCUUGUUUUCCUUCCCGAUUGUGGCCUCAGUGCUUGAUGGGGCUGCCUGUUGGUGGAACAAUCUUCACAGCAUCUGGUGGGAGCAAAGAGCUGUGGGAGACGGCCAAUGAGCCUGGGCUCUCCCUGAGACUGCGGGCUCUCCAGAGUUAAAAGAGAGAGAAAGAGAGACAGAAAGCCCCACUCUCCCCUGUCAUGUCCUCCAAGCCAGAGCCAAAAGACCUCCACCAGCUGAAUGGGACUGGCCCUCCAGAGCUGCCCUGCCCAGCAGAUCUCCCUGGACGGGAGCCACUAGCAAGCACCUCAGAGUUUCUGGGUCCAGAUGGGGCAGGAGUGGAGGUGGUUGCGAUCGAAUCACGGGCCAAUGCCAAAGGGGUUCGAGAGGAAGACGCCCUCCUGGAGAACGGGAGCCAGAGCAAUGAGAGCGACGAUGUCAGCACAGACCGUGGCCCAGAGCCGGCCUCUCCUCUCAAGGAGACCUCCUUCUCCAUUGGGCUCCAGGUGCUUUUCCCUUUUCUCCUGGCUGGCUUUGGGACCGUUGCUGCAGGCAUGGUGCUGGACAUUGUACAGCACUGGGAAGUCUUCAAGGAUGUCACUGAAGUCUUCAUCCUGGUACCUGCACUGCUGGGGCUCAAGGGGAACCUGGAAAUGACCCUAGCCUCGAGACUGUCGACAGCUGCCAACAUUGGGCACAUGGACACACCAAAGGAGCUUUGGAAGAUGAUCACGGGAAACAUGGCCCUUAUCCAGGUCCAGGCCACCGUAGUGGGCUUCUUGGCCUCCAUCGCAGCAGUCAUCUUCGGCUGGAUCCCCGACGGUCACUUCAGCAUUAGCCACGCCGUAUUGCUGUGUGCCAGCAGCGUGUCUACCGCCUUCAUUGCUUCCCUGGUCCUGGGCAUGAUUAUGAUCGGAGUCAUCAUUGGCUCCAGGAAGAUUGGCAUCAACCCUGACAAUGUGGCUACGCCCAUCGCGGCCAGCCUGGGAGACCUCAUCACGUUGGCGCUGCUCUCGGGCAUCAGCUGGGGGCUGUACCUGGAACUAGAGGGCCGGCCGUAUAUCAACCCUCUGGUGUGUGCCUUCUUUGUGGCCUUGUUGCCUGUCUGGGUGGUACUAGCCAAGAGGAGCCCCGCCACGCGGGAGGUCUUGUACUCAGGCUGGGAGCCGGUCAUCAUUGCCAUGGCCAUCAGCAGCGUUGGAGGCCUCAUCCUAGACAAGACUGUCUCUGACCCCAACUUUGCUGGCAUGGCUGUCUUCACUCCAGUGAUCAAUGGCGUUGGAGGCAAUUUGGUGGCAGUCCAAGCUAGCCGAAUCUCCACCUACCUGCACAUGAACGGGAUGCCAGGGGAAAGCUCAGAGCCAGCCCCCCGGCGCUGCCCUAGCCCUUGUACCACCUUCUUCAGCCCUGACGUGAACUCGCGCUCAGCCCGGGUCCUCUUCCUCCUCGUGGUGCCCGGACACCUGGUGUUCCUCUACACCAUCAGCUGCAUGCAGGGCGGGCACACCACCCUGACCCUGAUCUUCAUCAUCUUCUACAUGACGGCUGCACUGCUCCAGGUAUUGAUUCUCUUAUACAUCGCAGACUGGAUGGUGCACUGGAUGUGGGGCCGGGGUCUGGACCCAGACAACUUUUCCAUCCCAUACUUGACAGCCUUGGGUGACCUGCUCGGCACUGGACUCCUGGCCCUCAGCUUCCAUGUUCUCUGGCUCAUCGGGGACCGAGACACAGAUGUUGGGGACUAGCCUCCACCCAUCCAUCCCCAUCUCCUCAUAUUUGAUUUUAUUUCUUUUUGGUUUUCUCCCCAUCCUCCUUUCUAGGACUUCACUUUGAUAUUGAAUUCUCAUUAUUUUCAAUGGGAAUUUUUUAAUAUGUUGAGCCGAGUUUGUACAGUGUGCAUUUAGGAAGGCUAGAUUGACUGGGACAAACAGCAUGAGUCAAUUCUGAGACAAUCACCAAGUGCAAUUUCAUGGUGGGUGCCUCCAAGCAGGGCAGGGGACAUCUUUCUGGAACAUAGGGACCCAAAGUCCAACCUCAGCAACCUCCAUGUUUGACUCACCGGGGAGCCUUUUGUGGGUGGGCUCUGGCAUUUUGGGUUGCCUGUGGGGAUAAUAAAAUCAUCCCUUACUUCCUUGAAAACGAGUAAAAGAAAGGAGCUGAGCAGGGAACAACUGCUUCCUCACUCUUUUCUGCUGCUUGAAAUCAGCACCCCCACCCCUAGAGAGAAGGAGGCGGGUUAACUGUUCUCAUCCUAGUAUGUCCUUCACCCCUUAACUGUUAAGUAUCCCCAGUAAUCUAUCCCACUCUUCUCCAAUUUCCUAACACUCCUUGGAAGAAGCAGACAGUGGCUUGGGCACCCUUUGCCAGCCACCAAUUCUUCCAUUCAUUCAAAUUCAGAUACCCACAACCUCUCAGGGCUCAAACAACAGGCUGCAUGUCUCUUCCUCCCUCUUGACCCCUCAGCCAUUCGACCUAUUUCUUGUCCAUGUUUGAGCGCACCCUGCCCCCCAAAUGAGCCAAGGGGCUAAGUCAGGAGCUGGUUCUUUACUUAGAAGUUUUAGGGAGAAAGUUCUACUUCCCCCUCUGUGCUUAAAAUUGCAUGGAGUCAAUGAAGACUUGGGGAUUUCCUAAGCAAGCACCCCCCACACUCCAUCACUUUCCUUCCCUUGCUUCUGUCUCAGAGAAUUUCUUCAUUCAUCUAUUCAUUUAUCCAACAAAUAUUUAUUGAGUACUCAUUAUGUACAAAGCCUGGAAGAACAGUCUUCUCCCACACCAGCCCCACAGGAAGCUGAUUUUUUUCUACAUCAUCAUCUCUUCAAUAUCUAAAGCCUUGCCUUCCCACUUCCUUUUGGUCUUAAAAGACAGAACCUGCCUUUGAACUUAGCAGUGAGGGAGGGUUUCUUGAACCUGAGCUUCACCAAACUUAGGCUUCCUGUUUUUUCCCCAUGUUUUGGUUCUCACCUCUGCCCAGCCCUGACCACCACCAAGGUGCCCAACCUGCUUCCUCCACCAGGAUUCUUGGCUUUUCUCCCAAGUUGAUGACAGCUAUAUCCAGCAAGAGCCUAACUGCCCCUUCCCACACUCCCCAUCCCUCGACUACUAGGAUCCUGCCCACUGGGCACCCAGCAGGGUCCAGAAUCAUUAGUCUGGACCUCACCCAGUUGCUGCUGUUUUUCUCUGCCUGAUACAAGAGAACUGGAAGGAAACUGGGGUUCUCAGCAUCUCCACCAUGUAUUGUUCUGGACUAGAUUGGGAAUCUGGGGAAAACUGAAUACAUAUACUCAUGCAUGUAUGGAUUUGGGCAUUUGGAUGCAGGUUGCUCAGCUUCUUUGCUCUAGGGGCUCCCCACAAAACCUUCCUACCCAUGAGUAUGGUGGGUAAAAAAGAGACCAUUCUCACCUCCACACCCAAUUUCUACCCCUACAUCCCAAAUUGGCCUCCUAGGGACUGCUUAGGCAAGAGCCCCAUCUCUUAUCAAUACCACUCAUCAUUGGGACCCUCCACUGAAUUUUCUGAAGCAAACCUCCCAUUAUUCCCAAUCCAUCCUAGAAUCAGAAUCCUAGUUGGAAGUGAUAUUCAUAGUCAUCCAUCUACCUUGGGCUAUGUCCAACAAAGCUAAUUCAUCACUGCUUGGACUUGUCUUUUCUGCUCCCACCCCCUGCCUGACCCCUCACUCCACUACUAUCCUCUAUCUCCUCUACCCAAAGAACAAAACAAAAACCCCCUCCAGAGGUCAUCCCUCUUCCAGCUUCCUGGUUUGGCCAGUUUAUCCAACUCAUCUUUCUCUUAUCCACAGAGUCCUGUUUGGGCCAGUGAGUGGACCAGGGGACUUGGUAAGGGGGCUAGGAUGCCCCACCCCCCCCUCAGGUCCUGAGUAUGUGGUCUCUGAUGAGAGGGGAAGAAAGAGGAACUGUGGAGUGAGAGCACGUAUCACUGAAAGCGCAAAUGCAUCCAAGGUUUCUUUCCCCAACUGUGCAUGUAUGUUAGACCUGGCUGUAAGGAGCAAUGUUGGUUUACUCUUGUAUUCUUAAAAAGUUCCAGAACUGUGUCUUAAGAGAAUUAUUUAUAGUUGCUAUAACUGAAUUGACAAAUGUCAACUUAACUGAUAAAUUAUAUUUGGUAAAAUAAAGAGGACAUUUAUUUA
Molecule: messenger RNA, 4350 nt
Organism: Gracilinanus agilis (Agile Gracile Mouse Opossum)
Lineage: Eukaryota; Metazoa; Chordata; Mammalia; Didelphimorphia; Didelphidae
Gene: SLC41A1
Product: solute carrier family 41 member 1
Exons: 10
Coding region: 407-1951 (514 amino acids)
Biological process (GO): monoatomic cation transport
Cellular component (GO): plasma membrane
Molecular function (GO): monoatomic cation transmembrane transporter activity
Source: RefSeq, a predicted model, not a curated record